This is a messenger RNA of Sceloporus undulatus (fence lizard), 997 nucleotides long. It is a transcript of the gene MALL, whose product is annotated as mal, T cell differentiation protein like. The transcript has 4 exons. NCBI's taxonomy places the organism in Eukaryota, Metazoa, Chordata, Lepidosauria, Squamata, Phrynosomatidae. Gene Ontology annotation, cellular component: membrane. The record is from RefSeq and is a predicted model, not a curated record. Gene Ontology annotation, molecular function: structural constituent of myelin sheath. Bases 36 to 515 code for a protein of 159 amino acids. Gene Ontology annotation, biological process: myelination.
GUUGUAAGUGCCAGAACAGUUUUGAUUGUACAGAAAUGGAUAACAAAGCUCCAGGACCAGCUUCUGGUUCCCCAGCAUCUGAAAAUAUUCCUUCUGGACUAAGUGUUUUCAGAACGAUACCAUAUGCUUUCAUCUUGCCAGAGCUGAUCUUGGGUUGCUGGGUUUGGAUUCUGGUAGCGGCUACCAAUGUGUAUUUCCCUUUGCUGCAAGGAUGGGUUAUGUAUGUGUCGGUCAGUUCCUUUGUCAUCUCCUUGCUCCUUCUACUGUCCUACCUGUUUGGCUUCCACAAAAACUAUGAGUCAUGGAAAAUUCUGGAUAGCCUUUACCAUGGAGCCACUGGCAUAUUCUACAUGAGUGCUGCAGUGUUACAGGCAAAUGCAACCAUCCGUUCUGAGACAGAAGUGCCAGCAGAACAUAUACCCCGCUACUAUCAACUUAAUGUUGCAGCCACGUUCUUUGCAUUCCUCACUACACUGCUGUAUAUUUUGCACGCCUUCAGCCAUUACUACCACUGAAAACCAUUGGGGAAGAAAACAACAUGAGACCAAAGUCAACCUCCAAGAGUGGCAUCACUUGGAAUCUGUGCUCCAAAACAGAUUGUUCAUAUUUGUGUAAGAAUAGAGUUCAGGCUUUUCAGCCUCAAGCACCUUCUUGAACCGAGUUUGGCUAAAACCCGCACUUUGUUCAUUCUAUCCUGCGGUGCUGUGCUCUGUAUGAAAACUCACUCAAAUCUCGAUAACCAGUUUCUGGUAAUUUGUGGAAUAUCCCAUUCUGUUUCACAGAUUUUGCCUUGUAAAAGCAUGUGUAAAUAAUAUACUCAUUUAUUUAAGAAGCAGUUUUUCCAAACCUGGUAUUUUCACGAGGAAUAUUUCUAUACUAACUCUGAUGCUGAAGAACCUUGGUGAAUUGUGAGUCUGCUAUGGAACCAUAAAUGUUGACGGCUGCAUCUACACUGCAGAAUGAAUGUAGUUUGACACUGCUUUAACUCAGUGCAGUU